GUACAUCAACCAUUUUCAGCAUGUUUCGAAACCAGUAUGACAAUGAUGUUACUGUGUGGAGCCCACAGGGCCGUAUUCAUCAGAUUGAGUAUGCCAUGGAGGCUGUCAAGCAGGGCUCAGCAGCUGUAGGAAUCAAGUCAAAAACACAUGCAAUACUUGUAGCUUUAAAGCGAGCAUCUUCAGAACUGUCUGCACAUCAAAAGAAAAUCCUACCUAUAGAUGAACAUAUAGGGAUCUCCAUAGCUGGGCUGACAUCAGAUGCCAGAACAUUGAGCAAGUUUAUGAGGAACGAGUGCAUGAACUCAAGAUAUGCCUACGAGACUGCUCUUCCUGUCUCCAGACUUGUCGCAAUGAUCGGCAACAAAUCUCAAGUGCCCACACAAAGGUAUGGAAGAAGACCAUUUGGUGUAGGCCUUCUAAUAGCAGGAUAUGAUGAACAAGGUCCUCACAUCUACCAGACCUGUCCAUCAGCCAACUAUUUUGACUGUAAAUGUAUGGCAAUAGGAGCCCGAUCACAAUCUGCAAGGACAUACUUAGAAAAACAUUUAACUUCUUUCCCUGAUUGUGACCUUGAGACCCUCAUAAAACAUGGGCUGAGAGCACUCAGAGACACAUUGCCAACAGAAGUAGAUUUAAAUACAAAGAAUUGCUCACUGGGAAUUGUUGGUAAAGAUCAGCCAUUUACAAUUUAUGAUGAUGAUGCAGUGAAGGACUACCUUGCACUUAUUGAAGGGGAAGACAGAGGCAAAGGGGCCGCAGCACCAGCUGCAGGAGUGCAGGCAAUGGAUGCAGAUGAGCCCCCAGCAGCUCAGGACCCACAGCCAGCUGAACCUCAGAACGUGAUAUGUGAUAGGCCCCAGAGUGAUGGCACUCAGAAGACUGCAUAUGAUAUCAAAUGA
Messenger RNA from Owenia fusiformis, 899 nucleotides. The record is from the annotation of a GenBank genome assembly. Lineage: Eukaryota; Metazoa; Annelida; Polychaeta; Sabellida; Oweniidae.